Molecule: messenger RNA, 965 nt
Organism: Caenorhabditis auriculariae
Lineage: Eukaryota; Metazoa; Nematoda; Chromadorea; Rhabditida; Rhabditidae
Source: the annotation of a GenBank genome assembly
AUGGCCAAGUCUGAGAAAGCCUCGAACCUGACCUUGACGAGGUUCUGCCUCGAUGCCGCGAGGGGACUUGAGUAUUUGUACGACGUUGGGGUCCUACACAGAGAUGUAGCCGCACGAAACUGUCUUAUAGAUGAACACGGAACGGUAUUUUCAUGGAACCUGCAGAGAAUUCACCAAAUUUUUCAGGCAAAAGUGGCGGAUUUCGGGCUUUCGGUUAAGGCCUACUACUAUGAGAUGACUACCGCGGAAAACUUGCCUACCCGCUAUUUGCCACCUGAAAGCCUGACGAGCUACUCUUUUAAGGCCGAAUCGGACGUCUACGCCUACGGGGUUUUCUUUUUUCUCAUAUCUGACAAAAUUGGAAACUUUACAGCAUCUCGUCUGCGAAGUGUUCAACAAAUGUCAAAUGCCGUAUGCCGGCAUGUCAGGACCGGAGGCACGAAAACAGGUUACUUUUUUCUUUUUACAAAAAUAGUACGUUUUUUGCAGAUACUCGCGGGGAAAGUGGUCAACGUUCACGAAAGAGCACCCGAAGCUCUUCGCUUUUUUUCGUGGAAAAACAGGAUCUUCGCCUAUCACGCAAUUUACAGGCCGACCAUGCCCCCAGGUAUAAACUUUUUUUCAGAGCGCAUUAUUCGACGCAAAAAUAGCCUCAAAUUUCAUCUUUGAUUUUUCGAAAAAGGUCAUGCGUUUUUAUAACUCACAGCUUGAUAACUAUCGCCGCUAUUUUUUCUCGAUACUUGAACAAAUCCAAAAAGUUUGAAAAAAGAAGCUUUAGAUAGUCGAGUUCAUGACAGAGGUCAUCAGCAUUUUGAAGGAGGUUUGGCUUUAAAAGUUUUCAUAAAAAAUGAUUUCUUUUACAGACGAAUCCGGUUGACAACGCAGCAUUUGAGAUUGGAGCUGAAAACAAGGAAGCGAUGCAGCCGAGCACUGGAACUGAAGUGAAUCUUUGUCUUGUCUAUUGA